CGUGGGAGCGCAGACUCUCCUCGCGCCUUAGAUUGUUCGCCGGUGGACUGGAGGAGCUACCGGGUUUGCGUUUAUUUAGCGUUAUUGUAUCCAUUUGAUUUUUAUUUCAUCCUUGAGCAACUGGGGGGCCAUUGUGUCUCCCCGUUCUGUAUUUUAAUGACUGGUUUUGUAUUUUGCUGCGCGAUGUACAUGGAUAAAACCAGUGUGCUCCGGGGCCCGUCCACCGCCAGUCCACGGCUGCUAACCAAGAGUCUGUCCCUUGAGCCAGGCCCCUGCCUCGGAGCCCACGAGACCCCACAGCGCCUCUGCUCUGACCCUGGACCCCUGGAACCACAGCACUGCAAUGGCACAAGUGAGGACGGACCUCAGGACGUCCCACCUGCACCCCCUAAAACACGCCCACCUUUACCUGGGCCAAAGCCUCAAGUGCCCCCGAAACCCCCUCAUCUACAGCAGCAGAGCGCUCGAAGGCCACGCCCCCCGGAUAAACCC
This is a messenger RNA of Sinocyclocheilus rhinocerous, 492 nucleotides long. RefSeq names its product FYVE, RhoGEF and PH domain-containing protein 1-like. The record is from RefSeq and is a predicted model, not a curated record. The transcript has 3 exons. Lineage: Eukaryota; Metazoa; Chordata; Actinopteri; Cypriniformes; Cyprinidae. The annotation marks the transcript as partial.